CUCCAGGUCACCCUGCCACUCACCCAGCACAAGGCAAAUGUGGAGGGCUAUCUUUCCCUGGUCCACCCCCCGACCGCCCCUUGGGGAAAGAAAACUUCGUGUUCUGCUGCAGAGCCGGACGCCUGUAUUGGGAAGUGGGGAGAAUCGAGGCGGGGAUGUCGGACCUUUGGGUCGCUGGGGCCAACGAAGCCUGGAGAGGCCUUCUUUCCAUUCCCAGAAUAGGUUUGCUGCUUUUUCCUCUCCCCACUGGCCUAAAUGGAUCGCUCCGCCUAUUUCCUCCCCGGCACCUAGGGCGCAAUGGAAUAUUCCAUUGCCCCUCCGGUCCGGGCUCUGAGUUGCGGGGGACGCUCGCUUGGUUGCCAGAGAAAGCCCCGGACGUGACGGAUUUGCGCGACCCCAAGCAGCCCGCCCUUCCCCCCUCCCAUCCGUCAUUCUCCUGCGUUCCCUUUCCUCCCCCCUCCCCCUCCCCCGUGGGUUCCAGAUUUGGGAGAAGUAAACAGCGGGCAGGAGCGAGUCCCACGGACCCAGGCCAGGUGCGAGUUUGCACUCUCCAGGGGGUCUGGGCUGCUGCUCUGGGGUAUUACAGAACUCCGCGUUGUUCCUGGCUGGGGAGGUGCAUUCGUCUGGGCCUAGGGAAGAGGCAGGAGCAUGCUGGGGCUCUGUGGGCAGCGGCUGCCCGCGGCGUGGGUCCUGCUCCUGUUGCCUUUCCUGCCGCUGCUGUUGCCUGCAGCCCCCGCGCCCCACCGCGCGUCCUACAAGCCGGUCAUCGUGGUGCAUGGGCUCUUCGACAGCUCGUACAGCUUCCGCCACCUGCUGGAAUACAUCAAUGAGACACACCCCGGGACUGUGGUGACAGUGCUCGAUCUCUUCGAUGGGAGAGAGAGCUUGCGACCCCUGUGGGAACAGGUGCAAGGGUUCCGAGAGGCUGUGGUCCCCAUCAUGGCAAAGGCCCCUCAAGGGGUGCAUCUCAUCUGCUACUCGCAGGGGGGCCUUGUGUGCAGGGCUCUGCUUUCUGUCAUGGAUGAUCACAAUGUGGAUUCUUUCAUCUCCCUCUCCUCUCCACAGAUGGGACAGUAUGGAGACACAGACUACUUGAAGUGGCUGUUCCCCACCUCCAUGCGAUCUAACCUCUAUCGGAUCUGCUAUAGCCCCUGGGGCCAGGAAUUCUCCAUCUGCAACUACUGGCAUGAUCCCCACCAUGAUGACUUAUACCUCAAUGCUAGCAGCUUCCUGGCCCUGAUCAAUGGGGAAAGAGACCAUCCCAAUGCCACAGAAUGGCGGAAGAACUUUCUUCGUGUGGGCCACCUGGUGCUGAUUGGGGGCCCUGAUGACGGUGUUAUUACUCCCUGGCAGUCCAGCUUCUUUGGUUUCUAUGAUGCAAAUGAGACGGUCUUGGAGAUGGAGGAGCAACUGGUUUAUCUGCGAGAUUCUUUUGGGUUGAAGACUCUAUUGGCCCGUGGGGCCAUAGUGAGGUGUCCAAUGGCCGGGAUUUCCCACACAGCCUGGCACUCCAAUCGUACCCUUUAUGAGACCUGCAUUGAACCUUGGCUCUCCUGAGGAUAUAUUCAGGGGUCCCCAGGAAAUCUCUAGUCCAGAGACCAAGUGGUGGCCUUGGAAAGCAGAUGCCAGGCUCUGGUGUGCCUGUGACCACCUCAUUGCUCCACACUACCCCCACCAACCUGGACUCCCAGAAGCCCUCUCCUCUGCUCCUCUGUGAAUGACAAGUUCUGGCCUCCCCUACCUCAUGUCCUCUCAUUUGGGGGGUUGCUCCAUGCUCUCCCUUUCUCUCAAGGUCGAAGUUGGGAAGUGAGAAACCAUGUUUUUAACUUGUGGCUGCUUUUGCUGCUGCUGCUUCUCCGUAUCUGGCUGUACGGGAGGAGAACCCACCCCCUGCCUACCACAGGGGUCUCCUUCCAGGCCACUCAGGACAUUUUUAGCUUCUAUUCUUCCCAUAUUCCCUUUUUUCUCUGAAGUCCUCUGUCAUCAGCCCUCCCAACCCCUAAGAGGGACUACCCAUGAGAGUGGGGUUUCUGAGGCUCCCCUAUGGGGACAGUUCCGUUCCUGAAGUGUCAGUGUUGGGGAAUAUCUGUGGCCUGUGAGGCCCAUCUCAGGUUUGGGGAUCCCCCAGUCCCUAUGAUCAGUGUUGGAGUAACCCCUGGGAGCCUAGUUUCUUUGAGGCCCCAGGCCCUCUUUUAACUUCCCUUGAAUGGGUGUUACCCCUGUAUUUAUAGAAAUAAAGUUCCAUUUCCUCAG
Messenger RNA from Sapajus apella (tufted capuchin), 2253 nucleotides. RefSeq names its product palmitoyl-protein thioesterase 2 (gene PPT2). The transcript has 9 exons. Bases 649 to 1557 code for a protein of 302 amino acids. The record is from RefSeq and is a predicted model, not a curated record. Gene Ontology annotation, molecular function: palmitoyl hydrolase activity; thiolester hydrolase activity. Lineage: Eukaryota; Metazoa; Chordata; Mammalia; Primates; Cebidae. Gene Ontology annotation, cellular component: lysosome.